CCUCUCCUUUUGAAACAAAUAAAAUGGACCAUCUCCUUCUCCUUUCUCUCUCCCUUACCUCUCUGUCUCUCUCUAUCUCUCUCGCGAAUUUCAGUAAUUCGUGAGGUGACCGCAGAUUUCCUCUAAGCAAUCGUUGACACUCUGCAAAAGAAGAAGAAAAAUUCUAUAAAAAAAAGAUGCAACCUACGAGCUCAAUGAAGGAAGAAUUCCUAAAGAAAUGGCAAAUGGGCCUUGAGAUAGUCCGUCCUUCGAUAGAUAACACAAACGUCUCCGAGAGAAAGAAAGCCAUAAAGCUCUCCGCCGACGUUGCAAUGGCGUCUCUAAGAAAAGGAACAACUUGCUGGAGUCGAGCCCUAAUCCAGAAAUCCGCCACCGAGGACAAUUUCCUCGUACGUCAGGUGCUCUCCGGCAUCAAAGCGGAAACGUUAAUCAACAAGAAGUUGACGAAAAAGGUUGUGUGUCAUAGAAAGAUCGUGAGGCGAAGCAAGAAGAUCUCAAGGAGGAAAUCGAGAUCAGCGAGCGAAGAGGCCGCAGCAAAAGCAAAGAGGAUCGUCAAAAAGCGGACUCAAGGGUUAAGAAGCGUUGUCCCCGGCGGAGAGUUUAUGAGCAAUGACGUCUUAUUGUUACAAGAAACCUUAGACUACAUUGUCUCACUUCAGACGCAAGUGAAUGUUAUGAGGAGUAUUGUUGAUGCUGCCGAGGCCGAAAUUGAACGGUAAAUGAUUUUUUUUGUUUUUCUUCUUUUUUUUGUUUGCGGAUAGAUUAUAUAUUUGUGAAAUGAUCUCGAUCGGACAUUGCAAUUGUCUUAUGAAGAUGGAGAGAAUUUUAUAGUACUCGCCGUAUUGUACAUAAAAAAAAAUAUUAUACAAGCAAUUAUAGAAAGUUUCUAUUCCUUAAUGGUGAUUUUGAUUGAAACAUUUUGCUAGCAUGAUUUUGUUUUUGUUUUCUUUUGUGUUGUGUAGUUAUGAACUUAUGAUUGUCGUUUGCUU
Molecule: messenger RNA, 989 nt
Organism: Thlaspi arvense
Lineage: Eukaryota; Viridiplantae; Streptophyta; Magnoliopsida; Brassicales; Brassicaceae
Source: the annotation of a GenBank genome assembly